This is a messenger RNA of Mizuhopecten yessoensis (Yesso scallop), 6071 nucleotides long. RefSeq names its product mucin-17-like. Gene Ontology annotation, cellular component: extracellular region. The record is from RefSeq and is a predicted model, not a curated record. Gene Ontology annotation, molecular function: chitin binding. NCBI's taxonomy places the organism in Eukaryota, Metazoa, Mollusca, Bivalvia, Pectinida, Pectinidae. The coding region runs from base 92 to 4744 and encodes 1550 amino acids. The transcript is spliced from 12 exons.
GGUGAGUGUACACACUACAUCGUGGGGAGUGUAAGACAGAGGUGGCAUUCAGCGUGGCCUGCAGUAUCACACACGGUGGUAGACAUUUGAAAUGGCCUCUUGUCAUGCUACAGUGGUCUUUCUAGUGAUGUCAUUCGUGUGCCGAUUAUGGGUAACUGCGCAUGCCCAGUUGUGGUGGGAUGACGACGAAAUAUCUUUAGAUGACCUCGUAGAUACCGGAUUCCCAAUCAAACGGCCACGUUACGACAGCCAUCGAGAUGCCAGUAACAUAGUGCAUUAUAAAACUAUUAAUGAUGACUAUGAAUCGGAAAAAAUGCAUGUUGUCAAUGACAACGCUGACGUCACCAGCAAUGGCGACGACUCUACGACUGAGACUAUGGUAGAUAAAACGACGCCUUUCCUGCAGAUAGAUUCAUCCGACAAUGACAGAGUGAGCUAUGGUUUGUCACAACAGGUUUCUUCGAAUCAUGUUAUUUCAAAGCCUGAUUCCAUUAUUUCUACAAAAAAUACCGUUUCACAGACUGAUUCAAAGGAAACGGACGAAUCGGGUGACUCUAACAAACUUAAACAGAACCCAACAGUAAAUAAUAAAGAAAGUCAGGAUACCCAAAAAAGUACAGCUUCAAAAAACACCGUUUCAGAGACUGAUUCUAAAGAAAAGGAUGACCAUACCGAUCCUAACACACAAACAAAAACAGGAAAUUCAGAGGGAAAUAAAAAUAACCUCGAAAGCACAGCCUCAAAAAACACCGUUUCAGAGACUGAUUCUAAAGAAAAUGAUGACCAUACCGAUCCUAACACACAAACAAAAACAGGAAAUUCAGAGGGAAAUAAAAAUAACCUCGAAAGCACAGCCUCAAAAAACACCGUUUCACAGUCUGAUUCCAAAGAAAGGGAUGACCCAGCCGAUCCUAACACACAUACACAAACGGAAAAUGCAGAGGGGAAAACAGAAACCCUAAAAAGUGCAGAUUCAAAAAAUAUCGUUUCACAGACUGAUUCCAACGAAACGGACGACCCGGCUGACCCAUACGAACAUUCACAAACGGAAAAUGAAGUGGUAAAAAUAGAAACACGCAAAAGUUCAGCCUCAAAAAAAACCGUUUCACAACCUGAUUCCAAAGAAAAGGACGACUCAGCCGAUCCUAACACACAUACACAAACAGGAAAUACAGGGGGAAGUAAAGAACAUAAAGUCUCAGAAUAUGUCCCUCCACAACCUGAUUCUAAAGAAGCAGAUGAUUCUUUUGAACACACAACACCAACAACGGUGACAUCAUUAGACAAGCCAGAGGAAAAGGACGAUUCUUCUCAAGAGCGUGUUCCGAAAUCUGCAAAUCCAUCUGAGGAUUCUGAGGAUUCGUCAGAGAACUCAUCGCCUUCAGCACCAGACAAUUCUGGUGAAAGUGACGAUUCCUCGACGCAGGUUCCUUCCUCUUCUUCGUCCUCGUCUUCCUCUUCUUCGUCUUCCUCUUCUUCGUCUUCCUCUUCUUCGUCCUCGUCUUCCUCUUCCUCCGAAAGUUCAGACGAUUCUGGCAUAGCAACGAAACGCACAACUCCUGUUUAUUUUGUUCCAAGAAGAACUCCUAAAACAUCAGAGAAACCCUUACAAAGGACGACACCGACACCAAUACCUUCAAGGGGGAGCUCUGAGGAAACAGAGGAAACUUCACCAGGGUCAACGCCUACGCCGGUACCUUUAACAAGAGGCACCUCACCAAUGACUUUUACUUCUCAUCCGAUAUUCAGAUGUCCCCUUGUGAUGGAUAUUAUAGUUGUAAUUCACGGUUCAAAUACUAUCACGCCGCUAAAUUUCACGGACAUCAAAUGCGGUGUUAUCAACUUCAUUGAAUCUAUGACGUCACCACGUUAUCCAGCCAAUACACACAUCGGUUUCAUUCAAUACAGCGACGCCACCAAUGUUGAGAAACGUACCAUUUCUGCAGACAAAGAUGGACUCAAGGUGUUUAUCUACGAGACCAAGACAACUGGCGUCGGUACACGGACAGACCUAGGCUUGCUUGAGAUGAACCGGAUGUUUGCGUCUAACUUUCGGCCCGGUGUACGACGGGUUGGUUUGAUCGUGACGUACGGCCUAUCACCUUCCCCUGUUAGUGUUGCCCAGCAAGCGUUCCUGGCUAGGCGAGAGGGCAUUGAUAUGUUCGCUGUGGGCAUCACUGGUAAUACGAGGAUGUACGAACUGAACGUUAUGACGGGCGCUAUUGGCCGCCACCAUGUCUAUUACAUGUCUCGUUUCGACGAAUUCAAAGAUUUUGUUAGAGAUCGAUUGGUAUAUGACGUUUGUGUUGCACCUACUAUGACUUCUCCUCAGCCAAUUACACAUCCAACCCCGCGUCCCACUCCGCGACAAACUCCACGACCAACCAUGCGUCCAACACCAAGACCAACUCCACGUCUCACACCUAGACCAACACCUCGUCAAACUCCGAUGCCAAUCCCAUUGUUUACUCCUCGACCAACACCAAGACCAACUCGACGUCCCACACCUAGACCAAUCCCUCGUCAAACUCCUAGGCCAAUCCCAUGGUUAACUCUUCGACCAACACCACGUCCAACUCCAAUACUGACUCCUAAACCAACGCCUCGUUACACCCCCAGACCAACUCCUAGACCAACUCCACUCCAAACCCCAAGACCAACUCCACGUCUAACCCCAAAACCAACUCCUAGACCAACUCCACUUAAAACCCCAAGACCAACUCCUGGACCAACACCUAGCCACACACCCAAACCAACGCCACGACUUACUCCUCGACCAACUCCACAUCCCACUCCUAGACCAACCCCUAAACCAACUCCUCGAUACACACCCAGACCAAUGCCACUACUUACUCCUCGACCAACUCCACAUCCCACUCCUAGACCAACUCCUAAACCAACUCUUCGACACACACCAAGACCAACUCCUAGACCAACUCCUAAACCAACUCCACGACUUACUCCUCGACCAUCUCCAUAUCCAACCCCUAGACCAACUCCUAAACAAACUCCCCGACCUACUCCACGCCCUACCCCUAUACAAGCCCUACGACCAGCUUCACAACCAACUCCACGCCUUACUCCCCGACCUACUCCACGCCCUACCCCUAGACAAACUCCACGACCAACUCCCCGACCUACUCCACGCCCUACCCCUAGACAAACACCACGACCAACUCCACGACCAACUCCACGCCCUACUCCCCGACCUACUCCACGCCCUACCCCUAGACAAACUCCACGACCAACUCCCCGACCUACUCCACGCCCUACCCCUAGACAAACCCCACGACCAACUCAACGACCAACUCCCCGACCUACUCCACGCCCUACUCCUAGACUAACCCCACGACCAACUCCACGACCAACUCCACGCCCUACACCAAAACCAACUCCCCGACCAACUCCACGCCCUACACCAAGACCAACUCCCCGACCAACUCCACGCCCUACUCCAAGGCCAACUAAACCUCCAUUAUGGACUUGGUUUUGGAAAACAAGAGGUACUACGAAACGCCCGCCCAUCACUACAACUCCAACACCGAAAACCACCACAACCUUGCCUGCUACUACUACUAGAAGGUUCACUACAACCACUGGGGUCCUAGAGACGCCUCCUCCAGGCUUCAAUCCCUGCCUCGGAUGUAAGAUGGUAAACGGUGCCGGCUUCAACCCUCAUCCUACUGACUGUAGUAAAUACGUCCAGUGUUUCUUCACUGGGAAAAACGUCACUGCCUUUUAUAAGAAUUGUCCUGUCGGCCAAUUCUGGAGCCAAGAGGAACUCACGUGUGACUAUGCCGUCCGAGUCAAUUGUAUUCAUGAUAUGUGUCAUAACUUGCUGGUACAUCGCUAUGCCAACAACGCCCACUGCCAGGCCUACUGGUUUUGUGAAGAUGGACAUGCAAUACAGCGCUGUUGUCCCCCUGGUUAUGCCUACAAGGCCAGUGACGGGUGCGUCAGAGACCGGACCUGCCCCCCUACGUGCACCUGGUCCUACACUCCCCCGAAGAAAACAGUCUGUCAGGAUAAGGCUUUGCCUGGUAACGCGGCUUUCUAUCAAAGAAACGUCGAAGGUCACGGCUUGAUGACUUUGCCUUGUGCUCCCGGGACUAACUUUGACAUCAAGGAAUGCAGAUGUUCCGAGUUCUCCGCAAGUCUCAGCAACAAAGAUACAGAUUGUAAAGCAGAAGUGAUUUUAGAUUUCGAUAAGGAUGUCCAGGACACUUCCGGGAAUUAUUUGUGGGUUACCAAUAAGGGAGUGAAAGUGGAAAACGGAAAAGCUAUAUUUGAUGGCAAGUCCGAACUAUUAAUUCAGCGAUUUACAAAUGAUGACUUUGGACAUACAUUUACUGUGCGUAUUCGCUACCGAGAAAAGGAGGGCUCACCUCAUUCCAAUUCCGCACUAAUAAGCAACGGUGAUUGCGGGAGAGAUGGAUCUAUCGUCAUAGCAACAGAUCCAAUCGGCAUCCGGUUUGGUGUCGACACGGAUAGAACACGAGAUAUGUACAGUUUUAGAAUAAAGAAACCGAAAACGGAUUGGAAGAUGGUCGAGUUAAAGCUAGCCGAUGGAAAGCUCCAAGGUCGAGCGAACGAGAGAGUAUUUACGAGGACUGUACCAGGUCUUAUUGAGAGGCGAGCUUGUGCAAUACAGAUCGGGCAUGGAUGGGGCCUAAAUAAUUUCAUAGGAGAAAUGGACAACCUGGAGAUAUACAAAUGCAAGCCAAUGAGUGUAUACCGUCCAUGAUACAAGGGAUGACGUCAGACCAUACGUCACUUUAACACGUGCUUGUAUAGAAUACAAGGGGUGACGUCAGACCAUACGUCACUUUAACACGUGCUUGUAUAGAAUACAAGGGGUGACGUCAGACCAUACGUCACUUUAAUACGUGCUUAUAUAGAAUACAAGGGGCGACAUCAGACCAUACGUCACUUUAUCACGUGUUUAUAUAGAAUACAAGGGGUGACAUCAUACCAUACGUCACUUUAACACGUGCUUAUAUGGAAUACAAGGGGUGACGUCAGUCAUACGUCACUUUAACACGUGCUUAUAUAGUUAUGUAUGACGUCGGAUACCAAAUAUAAGUAUACAAGAAAUCCAACUGUUUAAGUAAUUAUGUUGUAAAAAUGAAUCCAGUGAUGAAUGUGUGAUAAUUAUAUUUCAUUGAUCAACUGCUCACGCGCGGGAUGUUGUCGUGGUAACAAUGUAAUAUUCAUUAUGGCAGGGAGGUGUGUGUGAUAUGAUCUUACUCAGAAAAGCAUUAUUACAGUAUUGUGUGUAGGUGUGAUUAUUGUUCUUACGUUUACAUUGUACUUAUAUGUUAGGCAUUGAAUAUGGUAAUGUUCUGAUGUGGGUGUUCUAAGACCUUUCUAGGAUUAAUUAGAACAUUCACUUACUACCUUAGUCAUGUGUAUGUGUGUGUAAGCGUGUUUCAAGAGUCCAAAUUACAACUAUAAUAACAGUUAAUUUGAAGAAAUAUAUGUCUUUACUCAGUCGUGUGAUUUCAUGGAGAUAACCACUCUAAAUUACAUACCUUUAAAUGGAGCAGUUUCAUUCAGUAGUACGGUAACUGUCUGUCACUACUAUUCACUGAAAAGCUGUUAUAUUUCGCAGAAAAUUAUUUCUCUCUUUAUUCGUGGAUUGAAUAAUAAGCUAAAUAAUUGGCUGUUGGUGACAUUAACAUCCCCCGAAUAUGUUCCAGGAAUACAUUUGGAUUCGCUAGGAGUUUAUUUUACAAGAGUCUGCAACGAACAACAAACUCCAAAAUAUAACGAAAAUGUAUUAAUCAUUUCAAUUUAAGACAAGUAAUUCAUCUAGUUUUGUACAGCUUGCCGAAGUAAAGUCCUCGCGAAUAAAAAAAAAAUGUUUUUGCGACAGUUGCACAUUGACAGUUACUAAGUUAGUAAGUGAUAAACAGAUUAACUAGACCAUAAAGUAUUUAAUGUGUAAUACUGUACAAUGUACGCGGUAUCAUGGUAAUAUCUUCUGUAACUGUGUUAUAUAGUUGUACAUAAAGCCUUAUGUAUCUAUUAAUGAAUAAAAGAACGUAUAUAACAUUCAUGUUGCUGUUUAU